AUGAGUAAUGAUGAUCUUUGGGCGAACCUUCACUCUGAUCUGUUGAAUCAAAUUGUUAAGUACGUACAUUCUUAUGAGGAUUACGCUCGACUUCGUCUUGUUUGUAAAUCGUGGAGUUUGACACUUGCAAGAACUCCAGAGCACAAAUAUCCAUGGCUAGUGUCGUUACUUUCAGCUGAAGAUUCUAUUGAAACUCAUGGUCCAAUAGAGGAAGAGAUUAAUCAAAUGAGAUUGCCGCAGAUGCAGGACCACUUGUUUCGUGGGUCUUGUUGUGGAUUCCUAGUCAUCCUUGGUUUAUCUGAUGGAGCAUUGCAUUUAUUGAAUCCAUUUACAAAGGUUAUCUAUGAUCUUCCCCCAAUCUCAACUUUGCCGCAUAUAGUUGAUUAUUUGCCUGAAAAUAUUGGGAAUGAAUAUAUGAUGCGGGAUAUGGUGAAUGGCUCAACUGGAACUGUAGAGCGAAUUCUUGUGAAUAAAACAUCGGUCUAUAAGAUAAUUAUUUCUUCCCCUCCCGAUCGUGACACACAUGAUUUCAUGGCUGUAGUUAUAUACGGUGAUUAUCGUAGAUUGGGUUUCCAUAGAACUGGUGAUGGUGGUUGGACAGAUAUACCAACGGCUAAGGCACAUAGGUGUGAAUUUGAAGAUGUUAUUUUUAACGAAGGAAAGAUACAUGCUGUGGAUUGGAAAGCUCAACUUUAUGAAUUUGAUAUGCAUACGAAACCUAUACCACUAGGAGGAGCUACUAAAGCCAAACCUCCCAUCGGAAUUCCACAAUCUCGUGGCCCUACUGAUUGGAACUUCAAGUAUCUGGCUGGACAUGGUAAGGGCAGGUUGUUAAUGGUGGUGAGGCAUUUUGUCUAUCCUCGUGAUGGUGAUGAUGAUGCAGAUGUGUAUCGGACUAAUACAUUCAGUGUAUAUAUGUUGACCAAUAAUGAAGUGUGGUCAAGAGUGUAUAAUCUGGAAAACUAUGCCUUGGUGCUUGGAUUAAAUUCAUCUAUCUCUAUGCCUUGUGCUUCUUCUUGUACCAAACCAAAUCAUAUUUACUAUACCGACAACCUAUUAGAACAUUAUUAUGUAAGCGAGGAAGGACAUAAGAGACGUAGAAGGCUUCAGCUUAAGUGGUGUUGGUGGUCACUCGGUGUGUUUGAUUUGGAAGGCGGUGGCAAUAAUCAACUUUUUUCGGCUGCACAAUUCCUUCUCCCUCCUCCAGUUUGGUUGUGCUGA
Molecule: messenger RNA, 1221 nt
Organism: Abrus precatorius (Indian licorice)
Lineage: Eukaryota; Viridiplantae; Streptophyta; Magnoliopsida; Fabales; Fabaceae
Exons: 1
Coding region: 1-1221 (406 amino acids)
Molecular function (GO): protein binding
Source: RefSeq, a predicted model, not a curated record